ACCUCGCCAUCCUCCAGCCGCCAGGCUUUCCCCAGAGCCCAAAGAGUCCGGGUGUGUGCGAUGCAGCGCUGGGCCCUCCUGUCCCUCGUGGCCUCGCUGGCCCUCGUUCCCUGUUCCGGGAGCGACGGGCGGCUCCGAGACGGACUCCUUCCGGGGGAGGCAAACCCUGGUCACCUCCUUCCGAGGGAGGGAGGUCUUCCGGCCGACCCUUUCUUCGACGAGGAGUUGCAGCAGCAGAAACUGCGGGCAUUCACCAACUUCAUUCGACCUCGGGGGCCGUAUAGUGGUCUAGACCCGGAUUCACUACUGGCACUGCUGCCUGCAUUGAGUCAGUUGCCGAAUCAGGUGUGCACGGUCCACGUCAUCUCCUAUCUCCUCGCAAUUGCCAACAAUCUGGGCUUACUGACCUUUCCGGGCUUACCAGACUUGGAGCUUCCCAUUUCAUCCUUCAAUGGCACCUGGCCCCUCCUCAUGCUGGACGCGAUGGGGAAGAUCCCGGACGGGAUCAUGGAGGGGAACGUGUACGAAUGGGGCAGCUACGACGAAUGCAUGGACGUCCGGGCCGAGAUCACAGAGGAGAUCAUUCAGACGCUUCAGCUGAUGAAUUUGAUGCUCGGAGGUCUGAUUCCGGAGCCCGACCUGAUGGAGAGGAAAUUCCAGGGUCACUACUGCCUCAUCUCCUUCUAUCCGCCAUCCAUGUUAGGAGAAAACACUACAGAGAAACUCCUGCCGUCGAUACCGGAAGCCCGGAUGGGAAUGCUGGACACGUCGGAGGACUUCCUCACGGUUUUCCUCAUGGCACCGCCCUCGUUCGGCCUCUGCAUGCCUUCCACCUGCUCUCCCGGGGACAUACAGGGCGUAGUGUCGACCUUGGUCGCGGUCCUGGCCGGGAAUUCCACCGAAAUCAAUUUCCUCCUCUCUCAAAUCUACCCCGUCGUGAGACCAGAAAUGUGUUACAUCCAGAAAGAUCCCAGCGACCCCUCCACCCACUUCACCACGGCCGACAUCGUCGUCCUGUCGAUAAUUGUGGUGUUUGCGGUUCUCAUAGCUUGUGGGACGUUGUUGGACCUUCGAAUCCAGGCUCGACCUGAUCUCUGGACCGAUCAAAAGAAAGACAAGGGCGUGAUGGCCCUCGUAUCGUUCUCGGCUUACACGAACGGGAAGAAAAUCCUGAAUACGGAAAGCACGUCCGAGACCCUCGGCUGCCUGCACGGUCUACGGUUUUAUUCGAUGACCUGGGUGGUCCUGGGUCACACCUACUUCACCGCCUUCGCGCCUCUGUUCAAGAACCUGCAGUCUGCUACCCGCGAUAUGUUCGACAACUGGGCGUUCAUGGCGAUCGCAAACGCGACUGUGUCCGUGGACACGUUCUUCUUCCUGAGCGGGCUCCUGGUGGCUUACAUCCUCUUGAGGGACCUGAAGCGGAGCAACGGGAAGUUCAACCCCGUCCUCUACUACCUCCAUCGAUUCAUCCGACUCACGCCCGCCCUGGCCAUGACGGUGGCGCUGAUGGCCACGCUGGCCCGGUUCGUCGGGAGCGGGCCGCUCUGGGGCGGGAUGGAGUCCACGGCCGAGAUAUGCCGGAAGAGCUGGUGGAGGACCGUCUUCUAUCUCUUCAACAUCGAGAUCGAUGGGGAGUAUGGAUCCUGUGUGGGACAGACGUGGUACUUGGCGUGCGAUAUGCAUAUGUAUUGGGCCAGUCCUUUUCUGGUGGUACCCCUUUUCUAUAUGCCCAUGUACGUCGCCCUGGGUUACCUGAGCAUGGUCCUCUUGGGCAUGGGCUUCGUCUGGCCCAGCAUCUUCUACAGGAACAACGACUUCCCUGCCACCAUCAUUCCGAACCAGCUCAUGGACUCUCCAGACUUCUCGACCAGGGCGUACUUCGCCACUCAUGUGAGGUCGGGGCCCUAUAUCGUGGGUAUCAUGCUCGGUUACAUCCUCUUCAAGUUCAAGGACAGGAAGAUCCAACUUCGCAAGGAGGUGGUAUGGCUCGGAUGGGCUCUGUCUACUGGGGUGGCGCUGGCCAUUCUGUACGGCCUGAAAGAACCGUUCAGGUUUGGGGGUGAAAAGCUGACGCCUGAGAUGGCUGCUUUCUAUGGAGGCGUUCAUCGGACGGUCUGGGCCAUGUGCAUCGCCUGGGUCGUCUUCGCCUGCGUCUAUGGCUACGGAGGUGACAUGUCGAUUGCCUAUGCUUAUAGGUUCGUGAAUACGCUGCUGUCGUGGAAGGCCCUGAUGCCUUUCAGUCGCCUCACAUACUGCAGCUACCUCCUAUCUUUGAACAUACAGCUCAUCUACCAAGGAAGCAGGAAGGCCGUCAUGUACAUGGACCACCCGCAAAUGGUGUACUGGUUCCUGGGGAUCUUGACCAUCACGGAGAUGGGUGCAUUUGUCUUCUCCCUCAUGUUCGAGUCUCCGUUCCUGGGACUGGAGAAGGUCAUCUUCCCCCUCUUGGACGAGUGGGUUCUCGCUCCGAUUAUCUCCUUUGCUGGGGUUCAGGCCAAGCCUCAUCAUCCAGAACUCCUGCCCAUUGCCCUGGGGGGUCGCAACUCGGGCUCCGGACUGAGUCCUUCGUCUCGCGUUGCCAGAGAUUCUUUCACCAGGAGUCGGGCGCUGAUCCCCUUCAGCCGAUUGACCUACUGCAUUUACCUGCUUUCUCUCAACAUCCAGAUCAUCUACCAGAGUUCCCGAAAGCACGUCGGCUACUUGGAUCAUCCCACAAUGGUGUACUGGUUCCCGGGGAUCCUGGCAAUCACGGAGAUGGGUGCGUUCGUCUUCUCCCUCUUGUUCGAGUCUCCGUUCCUGGGACUGGAGAAGGUGAUCUUCCCCCUCAUGGACGAGUGGAUCGUGAUCCCCAUCACACAAAUUCUACCUUUCAAGCUCCGCGCUGAUCCCCUUCAGCCGAUUGACCUACUGCAGUUACCUGCUUUCUCUCAACAUCCAGAUCAUCUACCAGAGUUCCCGAAAGCACGUCGGCUAUACGAGUGGAUCGUGAUCCCCAUCACACAAAUUCUACCUUUCAAGCUCCGCCCUCACGAGACCAAGUCACCCGUUAAGGAAGAGGAGAGGGCAGAGGCGAACGAGAAGAUAGCCAUCAUCACGGAAGACGUUCUGAAGCCAGAGGGAAUGGUUUCCCCAAGGCUGGAAUUCCAACUGGGGAACAACGAGCCAAUGACCAUCCUCUGA
This is a messenger RNA of Darwinula stevensoni, 3183 nucleotides long. The record is from the annotation of a GenBank genome assembly. NCBI's taxonomy places the organism in Eukaryota, Metazoa, Arthropoda, Ostracoda, Podocopida, Darwinulidae.